Messenger RNA from Physeter macrocephalus (sperm whale), 8192 nucleotides. RefSeq names its product thyroglobulin. Gene Ontology annotation, biological process: thyroid hormone generation. The record is from RefSeq and is a predicted model, not a curated record. The transcript has 43 exons. NCBI's taxonomy places the organism in Eukaryota, Metazoa, Chordata, Mammalia, Artiodactyla, Physeteridae. Bases 83 to 7474 code for a protein of 2463 amino acids.
CGUCAGCUCUAUAAAGGCUCCCUGGCCAGAGCCCAAGGGGGCAGCAGCUUCUACCUCUUCGUCCCUGGAAGGGCCCAGGAAAAUGGCCCUGGCCCUGGCGGUCUUCAGUCUGCUGGGCUCGGCCUGCUUGGUGUCAGCCAACAGCUUUGAGUACCAGGUGGACGCCCAGCCUCUCCGUCCGUGUGAGCAGCGAAGGGAAGCGGCCUUUCUGAAGGGAGCAGACUACGUUCCCCAGUGCGCCGAGGAUGGCAGCUUCCAGACUGUCCAGUGCGGGAAGGAUGGAGGCUUCUGCUGGUGUGUGGACGCCGAUGGCAGGGAAGUGCCCGGCAGCCGGCAGCCUGGGCGGCCUGCGUCCUGUCUGUCGUUCUGCCAGCUGCAGAAGCAGCAGAUCUUACUGAGCAGCUACAUCAACAGCACGGCCACAUCCUACCUCCCUCAGUGUCAGGAUUCGGGGGACUACGAGCCCAUGCAGUGCGACCUGCGACGGGGGCAGUGCUGGUGUGUGGACACGGAAGGGAUGGAGGUGUACGGGACCCGCCAGCGGGGGAGGCCGACACGAUGUCCAGGGAGCUGUGAGAUAAGAAACCGCCGUCUCCUCCACGGGGUGGGGGACAAGUCCCCACCCCAGUGCUCUCCAGACGGCGCCUUCGUGUCUGUGCAGUGCAAGUUCGUCAACACCACGGACACGAUGAUCUUCGACCUGGUCCACAGCUACAACAGGUUCCCAGACGCAUUUGUGACCUUCAGUUCCUUUCGCAGAAGGUUUCCGGAGGUGUCUGGGUAUUGUCACUGUGUGGACAGCCAAGGGCGGGAACUGGCUGAGACAGGUUUGGAGCUGCUACUCGACGAAAUUUACGACACCGUUUUUGCUGGCCUCGACCUUGCUGCCACCUUCACUGAGACCACCCUGUACCGAAUACUGCAGAGACGGUUCCUAGCAGUGCAGCUGGUCAUCUCUGGCAGAUUCCGAUGCCCCACGAAAUGUGAAGUGGAGCGGUUUACAGCCACCAGCUUCGGUCACCCCUGCGCUCCGAGCUGCCGCCCAGAUGGGGAGUACGAGGCGGUACAGUGCCAGAGGGAUGGGCCGUGCUGGUGUGUGGACGCCCAGGGACGGGAGCUCCAGGGGACGCGGCGUCAAGGGGAGCCUCCGUUCUGUGCUGAAGACCAGUCCUGUCCCUCUGAGAGGCGGCGGGCCUUUUCCAGACUCCGCUUUGGGCCCUCAGGCUACUUCAGCCAGCACGACUUGUUCUUGGCUCCCGAGGAAGGACCGGGCUCUCAGAGAGUCACCAGAUUUGCCUCAUCCUGCCCCUCCUUGAUCAAGGAGCUCUUUGUGGAUUCUGGGAUUCUCCACCCAAUGGUACAAGGGCAGGAUACACGGUUUGCUGCCCUAGAAAGUCUCCUCAAAGAAGCCAUCAGAGGGAUUCUUCCCUCCCAAGAGCUGGCCCGUCUCGCCCUGCAGUUCACCACCAACCCAAAGCGACUCCAGCAAAACCUCUUUGGAGGGAGAUUUUUGGAGAAUGUCAUCCAGUUUAACUUGUCUGGAGCCCUGGGCCCGAGAGGUACGUUUAAUUUCAGUCGCUUUUUCCAGCAACUUGGUCUUCCAGGCUUCCAAAUUGGACAGGCACUAGCAGAUCCAGCCAAGCCCUUCUCCAUGGGACUGGAUUCAAAUCCUUCCAGGGAAGCCCCUGAAGCCUUGAAGACGGGUGCUGCUAUGAAUAAGCCAGUUGUGGGCAGCUUUGGCUUUGAAAUCAACUUACAAGAGAAUCAAAAUGCCAUGAAAUUCCUUUCUUCCCUCCUGGAGCUUCCAGAAUUCCUUCUCUUCUUGCAGCAUGCUAUUUCUGUGCCAGAGGACAAAGCAAAGGAUUUAGGUGACGUGAUGGAAAUGGUGCUUAGCUCCCAGGGCUGUGGGCAGACACCUGGUAGCCUUUUUGUCCCAUCAUGUACUGCAGAAGGGCGCUACAAGGAGGUCCAGUGCUUUGCUGGAGAGUGCUGGUGCGUGGAUGCCCAGGGCCAAGAACUUGCUGGCUCCAGGGUCAGAGGUGGACAACCGAAGUGCCCCACAGAGUGUGAAAAGCAAAGGAUGCGCAUGCAAGGCCUCUUGGGUAGCCAGCCUGCAGGGUCCAGCCUGUUUGUCCCUUCUUGUACCAGUGAGGGGCACUUCCUCCCUGUCCAGUGCUUCAACUCAGAGUGUUACUGUGUGGACGCCGAGGGUCAGCCUAUUCCCGGAACUCGAAGUGAACUUGGAGAACCCAAGCAAUGCCCCACACCCUGUCAGUUACAGGCUGAGCGCGCCUUCCUUGGGACGGUGCGGGCCCUGGUCUCUAAUCCCAGCAUGCCGCCCACCCUCUCCAGCAUCUAUAUCCCGCAGUGCAGUGCCAGCGGGCAGUGGAGACGCGUGCAAUGUGACGGGCCCCCCGAGCGGGCCUUUGAGUGGUAUGAACAGUGGCGAGCUCAGAACAGUGGUGGCCAGGAGCUGACCCCUGCAGAGCUGCUGAUGAAGAUCAGGAGCUACAGAGAAGUGGCUUCCAGAAGCUUCCGUCUCUUUAUUCAAAGUCUGUAUGAGGCUGGCCAACAAGACGUCUUCCCAGGGCUGGCAAGAUACUCUUCAGUCCAAGACGUCCCGCUGGCAGUGUUGGAAGGGAACCUGACCCAGCCCGGAGGGAACAUCCUUCUGGAGCCCUACCUCUUCUGGCAGAUCCUAAAUGGCCAGCUCAGCCGAUACCCAGGGCCCUACUCAGACUUUAGCACUCCAGUGGCCCACUUCGACCUCCGAAGCUGCUGGUGUGUGGAUGAGGCUGGUCAAAAGCUGGAAGGAACCUGGACCGAGCCCGGCAAGGUCCCAGCAUGUCCUGGCUCUUGUGAGGAAGUGAAGCUUCGUGUCCUGCAGUUCAUUAAGGAAGCAGAAGAGAUCGUCAUGGAUUCCAACAGUUCUCGGUUCCCUCUGGGAGAGAGUUUCCUAGCUGCCAAAGGAAUCCGGCUGACGGAUGAGGAGCUGGCCCUUCCUCGCCUCUCCCCGCCCCGGGAGACUUUCUUGGAGAAGUUUCUGAGCGGGAGUGAUUAUGCCAUUCGAUUGGCAGCUCUGUCCACCACAUGUGAGAGUCUCCCCAGAGCCAUCUUUGUUUCCUGCUUCUCUCCCUCGCCAGCCAUCUCUUUUGGAGGACAAGGCGCCCGUCUUACUCUUUAUACCCUGGGCCCUGGCACAGCACUCAGCAGAGAGCGGGGACCUGGAAAAUGUUGCUUGACCACCCUUGGUUCUUGCCUCCUCUUCUCUUCUCUUCUCCCUCCUUCCCUCCCCUCACGCCCAGCCUUUGACUUCUACCAGAGACUCCGUGUCCACCUGGGCAAAUCCCCACGGGCAUCCACCCCUCUGCGGUCCAGCCCCUACGUGCCCCAGUGUGAUGCAUUUGGAAGUUGGGAGCCCGUACAGUGCCACGCCGCGACUGGGCACUGCUGGUGUGUGGACGGGAAGGGAGAGUACGUCCCUACCUCGCUGGCUGCCCGCUCGCCUCAGAUCCUGCAGUGCCCCACCAGCUGUGAGAAGUCUCGAGCCAGGGCGCUGCUUUCCAGUUGGAAACAGGCUGGUUCCCAAGGAAAACCAUCUCCAAAAGACCUGUUCAUCCCAACCUGCUUAGAGACAGGAGAGUUUGCCAGGCUGCAGGUGUCAGAGGCCAGCACCUGGUGUGUGGACCCGGCCUCAGGAGAGGGCACGCCGCCGGGCACAAACAGCAGUGCCCAGUGCCCGAGCCUCUGUGAAGUGCUCCAGAGUGGAGUUCCCUCCAGGAGAGCCAGCCCUGGCUAUGCCCCAGCCUGCACGGCGGAGGAUGGAGGCUUCUCCCCAGUGCAAUGCGACCCGGCCCAGGGCAGCUGCUGGUGUGUCCUGGGCAACGGAGAGGAGGUGCCCGGGACCCGCGUGGCUGGGAGUCAGCCGGCCUGUGAGAGCCCGCAGUGCCCCCUGCCCUUCAACGUGUCGGAUGUGGCCAGCGGGGCCCUCCUGUGCGCGCCAGCCUCGGGCCCAGGAGGGGCUGCCGUGCAGCGGUGCCAGCUGCUGUGCCGCCCGGGCUACCGGAGUGCCUUCCCGCCGGGGCCGCUGCUGUGCAGCCUGCAGAGGAGACGCUGGGAGUCGCAGCCCCCUCAGCCCCGUGCCUGCCAGCGGCCCCAGCUGUGGCAGACUCUCUGGACCCAAGGGCAGCUCCAGCUCCAGCUCCCGCCGGGCAAGGUGUGCCAUGCCGACUACGCAGGCUUGCUGCCGGCUUUCCAGAUCUUCCUAUUAGACGAGCUCACAGCCCGUGGCUUCUGUCAGAUCCAGGUGAAGACGGCUGGGACCCCUGUCUCCAUCCCCGUCUGCGACGACUUCACGGUGCGGGUGGAGUGUCUGAGCGGGGAGCGGUUAGGAGCCAAUGUCACGUGGAAAUUGCGGCUGGAGGAUGUCCCACCCGCCUCUCUCCCGGAUCUGCGUGAUGUUGAGGAAGCCUUGGUGGGCAAGGAUCUCGUUGGGCGCUUUGCAGAUCUGAUCCAAAGUGGAAAAUUCCAGCUUCAUCUGGAUUCCAAGACGUUUCCAGCAGACACAUCCAUCCGCUUCCUCCAAGGGGACCGCUUUGGCACCUCUCCCAGGACACAGUUUGGGUGCUUGGAAGGAUUCCACCAAGUCUCGGCCACCAGCAAUGCCAGUCAGGACCCAUUGGGGUGUGUUAAGUGUCCUGAAGGAAGCUAUUUUCAGGAUGAGCAGUGUAUUCCCUGUCCUGCUGGAUUCUACCAAGAACAGGCAGGUAGCCUGGCCUGCGUCCCUUGUCCCGCGGGCAGAACGACCGUCUCCACUGGAGCUUUCAGCCGGACUCACUGUGUCACUGGCUGUCAGAAGAAUGAGGCAGGCUUGCAGUGUGACCAGGACGGCCAGUACCGAGCCAGCCAGAGGGAUGGGGCCAGCGGGAAGGCCUUCUGCGUGGACGGCGAGGGGCAGAGGCUGCCUUGGUCAGAGACGGAGGCCCUGCUGAUGGACGCCCAGUGUCUGAUGAUGAGGAAAUUUGAGAAGCUCCCAGAAUCUAAGGUGAUCUUCGAUGCAGAUGUUGCUGUGGUGGUCAAGUCCCAAGUUCCCGGUUCUGAGUCCUCACUGACGCAGUGCUUGGCAGACUGUGCGCUAGAUGAAACCUGCAGCUUCCUCACAGUGUCCACGGCGGGAUCAGAAGUCUCCUGCGAUUUCUAUGCUUGGGCAAGUGACAACAUCGCCUGCACAACUUCUGGUCGGGAGGAAGAUGCACUGGGGACCUCAAAGGCCACCAGCUUUGGAAGUCUUAUGUGCCAGGUGAAAGCGAGGAGCGGGGGUGGAGACUCUCCAGCUGUGUAUCUGAAAAAGGGCCAAGAAUUCACCACGACAGGUCAGAAAAGAUUUGAACAGACUGGUUUCCAAAGUGUGCUCUCCGGAAUGUACAGCCCCGUCGCCUUCUCAGCGUCAGGAGCCAGUCUGACCGAAGUCCAUCUCUUCUGUCUUCUUGCCUGUGACCGUGAUUCCUGUUGCGAUGGCUUCAUCCUCACGCAGGUCCAAGGAGGUUCCAUCAUCUGUGGGUUGCUGAGCUCUCCCGAUGUCCUGCUUUGCCAUGUCAGAGACUGGAGGGACCCUUCGGAAGCCCAGGCUAAAGCUGCGUGUCCUGGGGUGACGUAUGAGCAAGACAGCCGCCAGGCGACGCUGCGUCUGGGAGGCCAGGAAUUCAAGAGUCUGACGCCCCUGAAAGGAAACCAGAGCACCUUUACCAGUUUCCAGCAGGUUUAUCUCUGGAAAGAUUCUGACAUGGGGUCUCGGUCUGAGUCUGUGGGGUGCAGAAGAGCUGUGGAAGCAAGGCCAGCAUCUCCAGCAGAAGCAGAUUUGACAACAGACCUUUUCUCCCCUGUGGACCUUAACCAAGUCAUUGUCAAUGGAAACCGAUCCCUGCCCAGCCAGCUGCACUGGCUUUUCAAACACCUGUUUUCACUGCAGCAGGCAAAUCUGUGGUGUCUUUCUCGCUGUGUCCAGGAGCCCUCUUUCUGUCAGCUGGCAGAGGUAACAGACAGUGCACCCUUGUACUUCACCUGCACCCUCUACCCAGAAGCCCAGGUGUGUGAUGAUGUCUUGGAGUCCAGUCCCAAGGGCUGCAGACUGAUCCUGCCCCGCAGGCCAAGUGCCCUCUUCCAGAAGAAAGUUGUACUGCAAGAUAAAGUGAAGCAGUUUUACACUCGCCUGCCGUUCCAAAAGCUGAUGGGGAUUUCCAUUCGAAACAAAGUGCCCAUGUUUAACAAAUCCAUUUCCAAUGGCUUCUUCGAAUGUGAACGACUGUGUGACGUGGACCCGUGCUGCACCGGCUUUGGCUUUCUGAACGUUUCCCAGUUAAAAGGAGGAGAGGUGACAUGCCUAACUCUGAACAGCUUGGGAAUUCAGAUGUGCAGUGAGGAAAAUGGAGGAGCCUGGCGCAUUCUGGACUGUGGCUCUCCUGAUGCUGAGGUCCGCACUUAUCCCUUCGGGUGGUACCAGAAGCCUGUUGCUCAAAAUGAUGCUUCCAGUUUUUGCCCUUCGGUGGCUUUGCCUCCCCUCACAGAGAACGAUGGCAUUUCCCAGGUGACUCCUCAUUCCCGGAAAAAGUACGAAAACUCCCUGUCAAGUUUCCUGUUGGAUUCUUGGUUCCCAGAAUGUAGACCCUCCAUCCGGCAUGUCGCUUUGGACUCGUGGCAGUCCCUGGCCCUCUCUUCAGUAGUUGUUGAUCCAUCCAUCCGGAACUUUGACGUUGCCCACAUCAGCACGCCUGCCACGGGUGACUUCUCUGCUGCCCGGGACCGAUGUUUGUGGGAAUGCUCCCAUCACCAGGCCUGCCUUGUCACCACUCUGCAAACCCAACCUGGCGCUGUGAGGUGUAUGUUCUAUGCUGAUACCCAGAGCUGCACACACAGCCUGCAGGCCCAAAACUGCCAACUUCUGCUCCGUGAAGAGGCCACCCACAUCUACCAGAAGCCAAACAUCCCUCUGGUCGGCUUUGGGACAUCUGCACCUUCGGUGACCCUCACCACCCACGGCCGGCUGCUGGGCAGGUCCCAGGCCAUCCAGGUGGGCGCUUCGUGGAAGCAAGUGGACCAGUUCCUGGGAGUUCCGUAUGCCACCCCGCCCCUGGCGGGAAGCCGCUUCCGGGCCCCGGAGCCCUGGAACUGGACAGGGUCCUGGGAUGCCGCCAAGCCACGGGCCAGUUGCUGGCAACCAGGCGCCAGGACGCCUUCGUCCCCCGGGGUCAGCGAGGACUGCCUGUAUCUCAACGUGUUUGUCCCUCAGAACGUGGCCCCCAGCGCGUCUGUGCUGGUGUUCUUCCACGACGCCGCAGAGGGCAGGGCCAGCGGGGGCCGGCCGGCCGUCGAUGGCUCCUUCUUGGCUGCUGUUGGCAACCUCAUCGUGGUCACUGCCAGCUACCGAGUGGGCGUCUUUGGCUUCCUGAGUUCCGCGCUGCCUGUUCCUCGUGCUUAAAGCAAAGCUGUCGGCAAGAGAGAAGGAGAGUUACCCUCAGCCAGCGCCCAUCUCUACCAGACAUCUUUCCUGGGUGACGUCAUUUCAGUCUCCAGGCACCUCCGCGAGGUCAGCCCUGUGCGGUCAUGUCAUAGAGGAAACGACGAGGCUCAGAGAGGUUAAGGGACUUUAUGCCCAGCAGCCGUGAGUUAAAUUUCAUGUCACACUGGGCAUUAAAUCCCGUGGAUGAAACACUAAGAAGAAAUAAUGGUAGCUUGCUCCCUCCAUGUUUUCCCUUUUGUUGUUGUUGUUUUUGCAACUUUCACAAUCUCUUUUAAUUCAGGACACUUUUAAAAUAUCUUUAACAUAUAAUUUGAGUGUUCAAGGAAAUAGGGAAAGGAGAAAAAUGUUAACCUAGUUGUUUUCACAAAUAUAAUCUCUUUUAAAACUGAAAAAAAAAAACCCAGCUGUCUAAAGUUGACAUGUCUGGAAAAGUUAUCUGUGCCACUCCCUCUCCCCCGCAAAGAAAAGAAAACUCCUCAGAGAGAAUUGCUUCCCCUUAAAGUGGCACAUUUAAAACUGGGGUUCCAGGAGAUUCCAUGGUGUUUGUCUUCCUGUUUACGUGUGUUGUCUGUGUAAGGGUCCUCUCAAGAAUUUGUGGUGUUUGUUCUAUUUCUUAAGCUGGGUGGUGGGUUAAUGUGUUUGCUUUUUUCUCAUGCUUUAGAUAUAGCGCUUAUAC